This is a messenger RNA of Trematosphaeria pertusa, 1002 nucleotides long. RefSeq lists its product as uncharacterized. The coding region runs from base 1 to 1002 and encodes 333 amino acids. Lineage: Eukaryota; Fungi; Ascomycota; Dothideomycetes; Pleosporales; Trematosphaeriaceae. The record is from RefSeq and is a predicted model, not a curated record. The transcript is spliced from 4 exons.
AUGUGUACGGCAGAUAGUGUCCUCACAGCGAACGAAUCCUUCGAUCUAUCAAUCGCGAUGGAAUUAUCAAACAGCAGCAGCAACGCCACGAACGAGAGCGGUGGCGGUCAAAAGGGCAACAGCGCAACCACAUCUGGUUUCGACCGCAUAGCCAAUGCUGCGAACGCUACCCCUGCAGAACCGUCGAGUAGUAUCAGCAGCAAGCUCAAAGAUGCUACAUCCGACGGCCAUGGCGCUUCAUCAACUCCUUUCAACAGCCGAAGCGAGUACUCGCCGCCCGAAAGCAGUAGGGAGGGCAAGUCCAAAGAUACUACGCCCAGCAAUCAUGGACACCUACUUGGAAGCCCAAGUAAUAAUGCAUCAUUGCCACAGCAGCCAGAACUCUCCACCUCUGCGAACGCGAGCUCACACCACGGACUCCCACUGCCACACCGGCCCGCGCGCCAAACCAGCAACGCAUUAGCAUCCAGCGCAUCUACUAACGCUAGAAUUAGCAAGCGCAAAGCCUCAGCCUCGUCCCCGCUGCCCUCUCCGAACGUGACCGCAACCGCAAAUGGCAAACCGCGCAUCCCCAUACCCGUACCCACUGCCCGCUUGAACACUUCCACCGUGAGCAUGGCACUUUACAAGCAGGUUGUGGAACAGAACAAGUGGCUUGCGGCGCGGAACGCGGAGCUGGAAGCUGAGAAUAAGAGGCUGGGGAGUGUGGUUGGCGGGUUGCGCGAUAGGGUGCUCGGGAUGAAGCUAGAGAGGUUGGGGGUGGGGAUUGGGUAUACAUGUGAAGGUCGAGAGGGGGAGCGUGGUACAAUAGAACGUGACCUGGUUGAGGAUGGUAAAGCGAGGGUAGUGACGAACAUGCCUGGUGCUUUUGAAAGUACGGACGAGCUGUAUGCGGAUGUGGACGCAGACGCCGACACCAACGCCGACCCGUCUACGAGACUGCAGUACCUGUUGGUGAAUGGGGGUGGAAUUCAGCUGAGCGUCCAAGACAGAGGGACGUAG